AAUGUAGAUGUCAAUUAUAUUACUGUUUAUUAAAAACAAAAAUCACUAUAAUUACUUGUAGUUACUGUUAAAUUAUCCUUCCUUUGGGAUUGGGGGAAGGAGACAACAUUAGCAAGAUAUCAGUCUUUUGGAAUUCUUACUGAGGUUUGCAGCAUAAAACCUCUUCUCCAAAGUGCUUCCCCAUCUCUAAACUUUCUCAAAUCAGACUAUACCCACUGCUCACUUACUGACAUGGUUCGGUUCCAAAGACAGGUCGUUAUGCAAAAAUUGGUGUUACAUGAAAGGAGGAUGACUGCGUAGUUACAGAACUGCCAAAUUAUAUCAUUGCAUAACUGCCAGAUUACAUCGUUACAUAACUGCCAAACCCCUGAGAAUCAUGGCCUAGCCAAGUUGCCACAUAACCUUACCCAUCACAGUCAGCGUUACUAUCGCCUUGCACCUCUGCGCUCGUUACUGCCAGAUAUGCCUUCCAGGAUGUCAAAUUUGUCAGCAACUCGUCAGAUGCUUUUGUGGUCGCUUGGUCAAGCAACAUGCUUGUUUUACUGCAAGUCUUGCCAUGAAAUACUCAGAUGUGAAAUUGGGUGACCAUUUUAACCAGGAAAUAGAAGAAUGGUCAGUGGAAAAGCAUACAGAACAGAGCCCAACGGAUGCUUAUGGAGUCAUAAAUUUUCAAGGAGGUUCUCAUUCCUACAGAGCUAAGUAUGUGAGGCUAUCAUAUGACACCAAACCUGAAGUCAUUCUGCAACUUCUGCUUAAAGAAUGGCAAAUGGAAUUACCCAAACUUGUUAUCUCUGUACAUGGGGGCAUGCAGAAAUUUGAGCUUCAUCCACGAAUUAAGCAGUUGAUUGGAAAGGGUCUUAUUAAAGCUGCAGUCACAACUGGAGCCUGGAUUUUAACUGGAGGAGUAAACACAGGUGUGGCAAAACAUGUUGGUGAUGCCCUCCAAGAACAUGCUUCCAGAUCAUCUCGAAAAAUUUGCACUAUCGGAAUAGCUCCAUGGGGAGUAAUUGAAAAUAGAAAUGAUCUUGUUGGGAGAGAUGUGGUUGCUCCUUAUCAAACUUUAUUGAACCCCUUGAGCAAAUUGAAUGUUCUGAAUAAUCUACAUUCCCAUUUCAUAUUGGUGGAUGAUGGCACUGUUGGAAAAUAUGGAGCAGAAGUCAGACUGAGAAGAGAACUUGAAAAAACUAUUAAUCAGCAAAGAAUUCAUGCUAGAAUUGGCCAAGGUGUCCCUGUGAUGGCACUCAUAUUUGAGGGUGGGCCCAAUGUUAUCCUCACAGUUUUAGAAUACCUUCAGGAAAGUCCUCCUGUUCCAGUAGUUGUAUGUGAAGGAACAGGCAGAGCUGCAGAUCUACUAGCAUAUAUUUAUAAACAAACUGAAGAAGGAGGGAGUCUUCCUGAUGCAGCAGAGCCUGAUAUUAUUUCAACUAUCAAAAAAACAUUUAAUUUUGGCCAGAGUGAAGCAGUUCAUUUAUUUCAAACACUGAUGGAGUGCAUGAAAAAAAAGGAACUUAUCACUGUUUUCCACAUUGGAUCAGAUGAACAUCAAGAUAUAGAUGUAGCAAUACUUACUGCACUGCUAAAAGGCACUAAUGCAUCAGCAUUUGACCAGCUUAUCCUUACACUGGCAUGGGAUAGAGUUGACAUCGCCAAAAAUCAUGUAUUUGUUUAUGGGCAGCAGUGGCUGGUUGGAUCCUUGGAACAAGCUAUGCUAGAUGCUCUUGUAAUGGAUAGAGUUGCAUUUGUAAAACUUCUUAUUGAAAAUGGAGUAAGCAUGCAUAAAUUCCUUACUAUUCCUAGACUGGAAGAACUUUACAACACUAAACAAGGUCCAACCAAUCCAAUGCUGUUUCACCUUGUUCGAGAUGUUAAACAGGGAAAUCUUCCUCCAGGAUAUAAGAUCACUCUAAUUGAUAUAGGACUUGUUAUUGAGUAUCUAAUGGGAGGAACCUAUAGAUGCACCUACACUCGGAAACGUUUUCGAUUAAUAUAUAAUAGUCUUGGUGGAAAUAAUCGGAGGUCUGGCCGAAAUACCUCCAGCAGCACUCCUCAAUUGCGAAAAAGUCAUGAGUCUUUUGGCAAUAGGGCAGAUAAAAAGGAAAAAAUGAGACAUAAUCAUUUCAUUAAAACAGCACAGCCCUACCGACCAAAGAUUGAAACAGCUAUGGAAGAGGGAAAGAAGAAAAGAACCAAAGAUGACAUUGUAGAUAUUGAUGAUCCUGAAACCAAGCGCUUUCCUUAUCCGCUUAAUGAAUUGUUAAUAUGGGCUUGCCUUAUGAAGAGGCAGGUCAUGGCCCGUUUUUUAUGGCAGCAUGGCGAAGAGUCAAUGGCGAAAGCAUUAGUUGCUUGUAAAAUAUAUCGUUCGAUGGCAUAUGAAGCAAAGCAGAGUGACCUGGUAGAUGAUACUUCAGAAGAACUGAAACAGUAUUCCAAUGAUUUUGGUCAACUGGCAGUUGAAUUAUUAGAACAGUCCUUCAGACAGGAUGAAACCAUGGCCAUGAAGUUGCUCACUUAUGAACUGAAAAACUGGAGUAAUUCUACCUGCCUUAAGUUAGCAGUUUCUUCAAGACUUAGACCUUUUGUAGCCCACACCUGUACACAAAUGUUGUUGUCUGAUAUGUGGAUGGGAAGACUGAAUAUGAGGAAAAAUUCGUGGUACAAGGUCAUAUUAAGCAUUUUAGUUCCACCUGCUAUAUUAAUGCUAGAAUAUAAAACUAAGGCCGAAAUGUCUCAUAUUCCACAAUCUCAAGAUGCCCAUCAGAUGACAAUGGAAGAUAGCGAAAACAACUUUCAAAAUGUAACAGAAGAGAUUCCCAUGGAAGUGUUUAAAGAAAUAAGAAUUUUGGAUAGUAAUGAAGGAAAGAAUGAAAUGGAGAUACAAAUAAAAUCAAAAAAGCUUCCAAUCACACGAAAGUUUUAUGCCUUUUAUCAUGCACCAAUUGUAAAAUUCUGGUUUAACACGUUGGCAUAUUUAGGGUUUCUGAUGCUUUAUACAUUUGUGGUUCUUGUACAAAUGGAACGGUUACCUUCAGUUCAAGAAUGGAUUGUUAUUGCUUAUAUUUUUACCUAUGCUAUUGAGAAAGUCCGUGAGAUCUUUAUGUCUGAAGCUGGAAAAAUAAACCAGAAGAUUAAAGUUUGGUUUAGUGAUUACUUCAAUAUCAGUGAUACAAUUGCGAUAAUUUCUUUCUUCAUUGGAUUUGGACUAAGAUUUGGAGCAAAAUGGAACUUUGAGAAUGCAUAUGAUAAUCAUGUUUUUGUGGCUGGAAGAUUAAUUUAUUGUCUUAACAUAAUAUUUUGGUAUGUGCGUUUGCUAGAUUUUCUAGCUGUAAAUCAACAGGCAGGACCAUAUGUAAUGAUGAUUGGAAAAAUGGUGGCCAAUAUGUUCUACAUUGUAGUGAUUAUGGCUCUUGUAUUACUUAGUUUUGGUGUUCCCAGAAAAGCAAUACUUUAUCCUCGAGAACCACCAUCUUGGAAGCUUGCUAAAGAUAUAGUUUUUCAUCCAUACUGGAUGAUUUUUGGUGAGGUUUAUGCAUAUGAAAUCGAUGUGUGUGCAAAUGAUUCCACUGUAAAGAAUAUCUGUGGUCCUGGAACUUGGUUGACUCCAUUUCUUCAAGCAGUCUACCUCUUUGUACAGUAUAUCAUUAUGGUUAAUCUUCUUAUUGCAUUUUUCAACAAUGUGUAUUUACAAGUGAAGGCAAUUUCCAACAUUGUAUGGAAGUACCAGCGUUAUCACUUCAUCAUGGCUUAUCAUGAGAAACCAGUUCUGCCUCCGCCACUUAUCAUUCUUAGCCACAUAGUUUCUUUGUUUUGCUGCAUAUGUAAAAGAAGGAAAAAAGAUAAGACUUCAGAUGGACCAAAACUUUUCUUAACAGAAGAAGAUCAAAAGAAACUUCAUGAUUUUGAAGAGCAGUGUGUUGAAAUGUAUUUUAAUGAAAAAGAUGACAAAUUCCAUUCUGGGAGCGAAGAGAGAAUUCGUGUUACAUUUGAAAGAGUGGAGCAGAUGUGCAUUCAGAUUAAAGAAGUUGGAGAUCGUGUCAACUACAUAAAAAGAUCAUUACACUCAUUAGAUUCUCAAAUCGGCCAUUUGCAAGAUCUCUCAGCCCUGACUGUAGAUACAUUAAAAACACUCACUGCCCAGAAAGCUUCAGAAGCUAGCAAAGUGCACAAUGAAAUCACACGAGAAUUGAGCAUUUCCAAACAUUUGGCUCAAAAUCUUAUUGAAGAUGGUCCUUUAAGACCUUCUGUGUGGAAAAAGCGCAGUAUUGUAAAUACACUUAGCUCUUCUCUUCCUCAAGGUGGUCUUCAGAGUAAUAAUCCUUUUCUUUGCAAUGUUUUUAUGAAAGAUGAAAAAGAUCCCCAAAGUAAAGUAUUUGGUCAGGAUUUACCUGUACUACCCCAGAGAAAAGAAUUCCUUUUUCCAGAGGCUGGUUCCUCUUGUGGUGCCUUAUUCCCAAGUGCUGUUUCUCCUCUAGAACUGCGACAGAGACUACAUGGGGCAGAAACCUUAAAAAUGUUUAGUAAAAAUCAAAAGUUAGGUAGUUCAUCUAAUAGCAUACCACAUCUGUCAUCCCCCCCAAUGAAAUUUUUUGUUAGUACACCAUCCCAGCCAACUUGCACAAGCCAGUUAGAAACUGUAACCAAAGAUCAAGAGGUUGUUUGCUCUAAAGCUGCAGAAGGAGAUAAUACAGAAUUUGGAGCAUUUGUAGGACACAGAGAUAGCAUGGAUUUACAGAGGUUUAAAGAAUCAUCAAAUAAGGCUAAAGAAGUAUUAUCCGAGCAGUGGAAUGAUGUAAGAAACACGAUUUUGGAGAAUAGAGAGAUGCCUAAACAUCAGAGUGAUAUUCCUUCUGAAAACGCUUUGAAACAUGUGAAUUCUCACGUUGGAUUCAUUGACUGUCACAAAGCUUGUGUUCCUCUUCAUUCAGGACAAAUGGAAAGUAGCUGUAGAAGGCCAUCUGCAGAAGAAACUCAUGAAGUAAAUUCCAAAGCAGCCUUACUACCGGAUUGGUUACAAGAUACACCGUCAGACAGACAAAUGCCAUCUGAAGAAGGAACAUUAAAUGGUCUCGCUUCCCCGUUUAAGCCAGUUAUGGAUACAAAUUACUAUUACUCAGCUGUGGAAAGAAAUAACUUGAUGAGGUUAUCACUCAGCAUUCCAUUCACACCUGUGCCUCCAAGAGGUGAGCUUGUCACUGUGUAUCGCUUGGAAGAGAGUUCUCCCAACAUACUAAAUAACAGCAUGUCUUCUUGGUCACAGCUAGGCCUCUGUGCCAAAAUAGAAUUUUUAAGUAAAGAGGAGAUGGGAGGAGGUUUACGAAGAGCUGUCAAAGUACAGUGUACCUGGUCAGAACGUGAUAUUCUCAAAUCAGGACAUCUUUAUAUCAUCAAAUCUUUUCUUCCUGAGGUGGUUAAUACGUGGUCAAGUAUUUAUAAAGAAGAUACAGUUCUGCACCUGUGUCUCAGAGAGAUUCAGCAACAGAGAGCAGCACAAAAGCUCACAUUUGCCUUCAACCAGAUGAAACCCAAAUCCAUACCAUAUUCUCCAAGGUUCCUUGAAGUUUUCCUGCUGUAUUGCCAUUCAGCAGGACAGUGGUUUGCUGUGGAAGAGUGUAUGACUGGAGAAUUUAGAAAAUACAACAAUAAUAAUGGUGAUGAGAUUAUUCCAACUAAUACACUGGAAGAGAUCAUGUUAGCCUUUAGCCACUGGACUUACGAAUAUACAAGAGGGGAGUUACUGGUACUUGAUUUGCAAGGCGUGGGUGAAAAUCUGACUGACCCAUCUGUGAUAAAAGCAGAAGAAAAGAGAUCCUGUGAUAUGGUUUUUGGCCCAGCAAAUCUAGGAGAAGAUGCAAUAAAAAAUUUUAGAGCAAAACAUCAUUGUAAUUCUUGCUGUAGAAAGCUUAAACUUCCAGUUUUAGGUGCUCACCCAGCUGUUACCACCACAGGAUGGCCUCUUCAUGACUGGAGCUUGUCUUGGGUGAAGGUUAGAGGAGCAGAAAGAAAAACAUUGAAAGGUGCAUUUCCUUCACACUCUCCAUCCCAGAGUGCCUCCUUUCCUGAUCCUGUAGCCUGAAAGAGAGGGCUUGUCUUGGAGCUUUGUCUCUUUGUGCUUGAUGUACCUUCUGGUGUAAGGCUGUCUUCAAGUCUAAACUGGAUAUGUGGAAGGGAAAAGAACCAGAAAACUCACUGCCUAUAGGUCAUUAUUCAGGUUUUUAUUUUCUUCCCCGGUCUAUCUGCUCUGCCCUUUUGUGAAGUCUCAGAUAGUUGCUUUAUAUAUUCUGUGAAACGUUUUUGGUUGUAAUCACUGGGAGAGACCUCGAGGCAUGUGCUUGGUCUGUUUUAGCCAGAACUAGAACUUACGGUGGUGAAUUUAAUAGGCAGCCAAGAUAGAAUUUUUAUUUGGUGUUUUGAAUACAAUGCAAGGUUUAGUAGCAUAUAUCUGCUUUUAAAAUUAUCAUUAUAAUCAGGGUUUCACAGUUGGGAGGGACCUUAGAAGCAGUCCAACCCAAGUCCCACAUUUUACAGGUGAUGUAAUUGGAAGGUCAUAUGAUUUGCCCAUGGUUACACCAUUAACAGCAUAAUCAGAACUUGAACUACAGUUGCAUGUCCACUGUUCUUUGUACAGUACAGCUACAAAUUAGUUUACACUCCCUAUAGGGUCGCUAUGAGUUGAAAUCGACUUGAUAACAGCAUGUUUGGUUUUGGUUUGUGUACUCUUGCAUAAAAAAUAUAAAAAAAUUCAUACAAUGGCAAAUAUGUAUUUGGACCAUUGACUAUAAACCGUUCCUCAAGUUAAAAUUAACAGCUCAUAUUCUGAGUAUUUUAUAUGCAUGACUAUGGUUAGUUUAAGUUAUAAAUUUGCUAUUACUAUAUUACGUUCACCAAUUCUGUAACUAUUGUCAUAUGUCUAUAGCUCCCUAAGUGAUUUCAUUCUGUCUCAUAGCUAUAAAAUGCAGUUUACAUACUGAUAGUACCAAAUUUAUCUAAAGACUUCUUUCCUGAGCUCUGAUUUCAUAUAUUUAAUUGCUACAUUUUACUUGGAUAUCCUAAAGCGUCUUUAUAGUAACAUGUCCAUUCCAGAACUCUUGAUUUCCAUCUCCAACCCCUGCGCACAAAACUCUGCUUCUGUAUCUCAUUUAUGAUUACCCGAAACCUAAGAGUUAUCUCCGAUUCCUCUUUUCCCUUACCCUGCUUAAUGAAUUGAUCAAAUCCUGUUAACUCUCAUUUUGAAAUACCCCUCAAAUUUCGUCUCUUUCUAGCUUCAUUGCCACCAUCUUGUUUCCUGGACUACUGCCAAGCUCCCCUUAAUUAGACUGUAUGUGGCAAUCAGUAUAGUCUUUUAAAACAAAACAGAUUAUAUUUCUUUCCUGCUUAAAACCUUUUAAUGGCUUUUCAUUGCAGUAUGUGCUCCUUACCAUAGCUUAAAAAAAAAAAAAAGUUGCCAUGGAGUCAAUUCUGACUCACGGCAACCCUGUGUCAGAGUAAAACUGUGCUCCAUAGGGUUUUCAGUGGUUAAUUUUUUGGAAGUAGAUCACCAGGCCUUUCUUCUGAGGUGCCUCUGGGUAGACUUGAACCUCCAACUUCUCAGAAGCUAAGCACUUAGCCAUUUGUGCCACCCAGGGGCCCUUAGGUUAUAUCCCCUAAAUCAGAGAUGGGCAAAUUUUUUCUGUAAAAGGCAUAGUAGUAAAUACUUAGGCUUUAUGGACCAUAUGGUCUGUGUCACAGCUCAUCAACUCUGCUGUUGACGUGCCUUAGACAGUCUGUAGACGAAUGAGUGUGGCUGUGUUCCAGUACUACUAUUUAAAGAAACAGGCAGCAGGCCAUAUUUGGCCCAUAGGCCAUAGUUUGCCAACUCUUGGGGCCUUAACUACUGCUCUGAUCUCAUUUUUCUGCCAUCUUUCUUUCUUUCAGUACAUGCAAGCCACACCACCCUCUUGUCAUUCUUAGAACACACCAAUUCCAUUUCCUUCUUAUAGUCUUCACAGUUAGCUUUCCCUCUGCCUAGAACGUUCCUUCUAGACUUUAAUAGGUCACUUCUCAAUAUUCAGAUCUCCACUCAGAUGUCACCACCUCAGCUUUUCUGCCAGCCCUGUGUAAAAGAAUCACCCUAUGCCAUCCCCCAUGUGGCCCUCAUCACACUCUUCGUCAGAGCACUUGUUGUAACUUGAAAUUGUCAUUUUUUUGUUUGCUUGUUUUUCUUCGCCUAUUAGAAUAUAAGUUCUGUGAAUGCAAGGACUUUGCUCAUUGCUACAUCCCCUCACUUAAACAAAGUAGUUACUGACUCUUGGUCAUUGUGUAGUAAUCAUUUGUUGAAUGAAUGAAUUCUAUUUUUAUGUAUAUAAAUAUUAUGACUAUUGAAUUUAUAAUUGAACCUAGUGAAAAAAAUAGAUCUAAUAUGUUUAUAGGAAAAUUAACUUAGAAAAUGUUCUUAAUUCUCCACUCUUAAAAAAUACUGACUUUUUUUUUCUUCUUUUGUUGGGGGGGUUA
This is a messenger RNA of Trichechus manatus latirostris (Florida manatee), 8484 nucleotides long. RefSeq names its product transient receptor potential cation channel subfamily M member 7 (gene TRPM7). Gene Ontology annotation, molecular function: calcium channel activity; protein serine/threonine kinase activity; ATP binding. Bases 557 to 6070 code for a protein of 1837 amino acids. Gene Ontology annotation, cellular component: plasma membrane. Gene Ontology annotation, biological process: monoatomic cation transmembrane transport; protein tetramerization; monoatomic cation homeostasis. The transcript is spliced from 39 exons. The record is from RefSeq and is a predicted model, not a curated record. Lineage: Eukaryota; Metazoa; Chordata; Mammalia; Sirenia; Trichechidae.